AUGGUGACCGACUUGACCGACCCCCAGCAAGCCCUCCAGUGGGUAAUGACCCACGUGAAGCCUUAUUUUCCCGGCACGAAGAUCGCAGGAAUCGCUGUAGGAAACGAGGUCUACACAACUGACGACCCCGUUCUGAUGGCGAACCUCGUCCCGGCCAUGGUCAGCAUCCACGGAGCCCUGGUCCAGUUGGGACUCGAUCGCUACAUCUUGGUCUCUACUGCCAAUUCCUUGGCGGUUCUCCGCAGCUCCUAUCCUCCCUCUGCCGGCUCAUUCCAGCCCGAGCUGGCCAGUUUUAUCGUUCCUUUCUUGCAGUUCUUGGCGGCGACCGGGUCUCCAUUUUGGAUCAACGCCUAUCCGUACUUCGCCUACAAGGAGGACCCAAACAGGGUUUCACUAGGUUACGCUUUGCUCGAUCCAAACGCUGGUUUACCAGACCCUUACACACGGCUCAACUACGACAACAUGCUCUACGCCCAGGUGGACGCCGUCAUUUUCGCCAUGGCCAAGAUGGGCUUCGGAGGCAUCGAGGUGAGGGUUUCGGAGACGGGGUGGCCGUCAAAAGGAGACCCAGACGAGGUUGGGGCGACGGCGGAGAACGCGGAGGCAUACAACAGGAACCUUCUCCUCCGACAGCUGAGGAACGAGGGGACCCCGUUGAGGCCCAACCAGGGCCUUGAUGUGUACCUUUUUGCGCUAUUCAAUGAGGACUUGAAGCCCGGGCCAACCUCAGAAAGGAACUACGGCCUGUACCAACCCAACGGAAGCAUGGCUUACAACGUCGGCCUCGUUUCUACUUCUUCUGCUUCGGCAGCUUCCAUUGCUCUUACUUCAUCUGUUGAUCGGGUAUGCUUGGAUCUUUUUAAAUUGGCAUAA
Molecule: messenger RNA, 873 nt
Organism: Spirodela intermedia
Lineage: Eukaryota; Viridiplantae; Streptophyta; Magnoliopsida; Alismatales; Araceae
Source: the annotation of a GenBank genome assembly